Messenger RNA from Trichomycterus rosablanca, 2372 nucleotides. RefSeq names its product arachidonate 5-lipoxygenase a (gene alox5a). NCBI's taxonomy places the organism in Eukaryota, Metazoa, Chordata, Actinopteri, Siluriformes, Trichomycteridae. Bases 1 to 2025 code for a protein of 674 amino acids. The transcript has 14 exons. The record is from RefSeq and is a predicted model, not a curated record. Gene Ontology annotation, biological process: linoleic acid metabolic process; arachidonate metabolic process; lipid oxidation. Gene Ontology annotation, molecular function: iron ion binding; protein binding; arachidonate 5-lipoxygenase activity. Gene Ontology annotation, cellular component: nuclear envelope.
AUGCCUUCCUACACAGUGACCAUUGCUACAGGCAGUCAGUGGUUUGCAGGUACUGAUGACUAUAUCUACAUAACCCUGGUGGGCUCAGAGGGCUGCAGUGAGAGGACACUGCUGGAUAAACCACUCUAUAAUGACUUUGAACGAGGAGCGGUGGACUCAUACGACAUCACUGUGGCGGAGAACCUUGGUGACAUAGAACUUGUGACGGUCGAAAAAAAGAAAUACUGGAUGAAUGAUGACUGGUACUGUAAACACAUCACAGUAAAGACUCCGAUUGGGGAUUACAUUGAGUUCCCCUGCUUUCGCUGGGUGGUGGACGAUAAAGAGGUGGUGCUUCGAGAUGGCCGAGCUCGAUUACCACAGAAUGACAAAACCAGGGUGGCAAAACAGCACAGACGCAAAGAGCUGGAAAUCAGACAGAAGACUUACAGAUGGAAAGAGUGGCACCCUGGUUUCCCUAUGAGCAUCGAUGCUAAAACUCAUAAAGAACUACCACGAGACAUUCAGUUUGACAGUGAGAAAAGUGUGGACUUCACUCUCAACUACAGCAAAGCAAUAGAAAACCUCUGCGUUAACCAGUUCAUGCACAUGUUCCAGUCCUCAUGGGGAGAUUUUGCAGAUUUUGAGCAGAUAUUUGUGAGGAUCAAGAACACAAUAUCAGAAUAUGUGAUGCAGCACUGGAAGGAGGACUUUAUGUUCGGCUAUCAGUUACUAAACGGCUGUAAUCCUGUCAUGAUUCGGAAGUGUACUAAAAUACCAGAUAAGUUUCCAGUCACACAUAAAAUGGUUGCUGACUGCUUGGAGAGAGACCUCACUCUGGAGCAGGAGCUUGAGGCAGGAAACUUGUUUAUAGCAGACUAUGAAGUAAUGGAGGACAUCAGUCCUAAUGCCACUGAUCCCUGCACCCAGCAGUAUCUGGCUGCUCCCAUUUGCCUUAUGUACAAGAACAGUCAAAAGAAAGUUUUACCCAUUGCCAUACAGCUGAGUCAAACCCCAGGGGAAGACAGCCCGAUUUUUGUCCCCAGUGACAGUGAAUAUGAUUGGAUGCUGGCUAAGAUCUGGGUGAACUCUUCUGACUUUCAUGUACACCAGACAGUGACUCAUCUUCUAAAGACACAUCUGAUAACAGAGGUUUUUGGAAUUGCCAUGUUUAGACAGCUGUCUGCUGUUCAUCCAGCAUAUAAGUUGCUGUUGCCACAUGUUCGUUUUACAAUUGCCAUCAACACAAAAGCACGUGAGGAACUUAUCUGUGAGUCUGGACUCUUUGACAAGGCUAAUGGCACAGGUGGAGGUGGCCAUGUAGAACUCGUCCAGAAAGCCAUGAAAACAUUCACCUAUAAGUCAUUGUGUUUGCCCGACUCCAUAAAGGAGCGAGGCAUGGACAGUCAGGAGGAGCUGCCAUACUACUUCUACAGAGAUGAUGGCCUCAGGGUGUGGGACAUUAUUAAAAGCUUUUUAGCAGAUGUGGUGAACAUCUACUAUGACAGCGAUAAGACAGUGCAGGGUGAUGAGGAGAUACAGGCUUUCAUCAAAGAUGUCUGCAGCUUUGGAAUGCAGGAUUUUGACUACUGUGAGUUUCCUAAAUCAGUGCAGACCCGAGAGGAGCUGGUGGAGUACCUGACUGUUAUUAUCUUCACUGCUUCUGCACAGCAUGCUGCUGUCAACUUUGGACAGUAUGACUGGUGUUCAUGGAUCCCAAACGCUCCUCCUACCAUGCGGAAGCCUAUCCCUACAAAGAAGGGAGAGGUGGAUAUAAAGUUCAUAGUGGAGAGUUUGCCUGAUCGUGGACGUUCUUGUUGGCAUCUUGGAGCAGUGUGGGCCCUCAGUCAGUUCCAGGACAACGAGUUGUUUUUAGGCAUGUAUCCUGAGGAACACUUCAUUGAGAAACCAGUAAAGAAUGCCCUGGAGACUUUCCGUAACAAACUGGCAGAGCUUUCGAAAAUCAUUAAGAAUCGAAAUGAGGGCAAGAAGCUGCCUUAUUACUACCUGUCUCCAGACAGAAUCCCAAACAGUGUGGCUGUCUAAGUCUGCAGAUUUGUCAGGUUGUUAAAAGGCUGAUGUGGAAAUAUUUUUCUCCACUGCUAAAUAUAUAUGCUUUAAAUUUACUUCUAUAGAUUUGACCUACUAUUUUUAAUUGUGUUUAGUCAAUUAUGCUAUAACUGGGGGAUCAAUGUUUUAAAUAUGUAUUUUGUUGUUUCAUGAUCUCUAAAUCAAAACUAUUGAAUUAUUUUACCUACGAUUGACUGACUUUCAGGUUGUGCCCAAUUGUGUCCAGUGUUUCUGGUGGGUGCCAGCAAACCACACUCUUGGAAAGAAUGAAGUUGUUAAUACAGAUAAAUUAAUGUUAUUACUAAAUAAAGUAGUAAAAUAAA